Molecule: messenger RNA, 1349 nt
Organism: Pseudomyrmex gracilis
Lineage: Eukaryota; Metazoa; Arthropoda; Insecta; Hymenoptera; Formicidae
Product: acyl-CoA Delta(11) desaturase-like
Exons: 6
Coding region: 150-1178 (342 amino acids)
Biological process (GO): unsaturated fatty acid biosynthetic process
Cellular component (GO): endoplasmic reticulum membrane
Molecular function (GO): stearoyl-CoA 9-desaturase activity; iron ion binding
Source: RefSeq, a predicted model, not a curated record
UGCUGCUCGAGUAUUUCGACGUGACAGAUCGAUGUCAAAAUUUCUUACAAUUUUCUCCUACCGCAAAACACAAUAUUCAGUGUCACGAGACGACAUUAACUACUGUUGGUUUUUCUCUAUAUAAAUUUGAUAGCAACUAAGAGAACACAAUGUCAAAUCAGUCCGAGUGCCUCACCAUCACGGAAGUGUACAAAGAGCAAGAAAUUAUGAACAACGAUAUUGCCACCAACGAGAAGGUUCGAAAAACAAAACCAGAUUUCUUCAAUUUUGAAACGGAUAUAGUGUGGUCAAUAGCUCUGCAACUCUUUGUACUACAUACUCUUGGUAUAUACAACUUAGUAACUUUCAACUAUUUGCAAAAUCCAUGGACUACAUUGUGGAUUGUUGCCAUGUAUAUCAUAUCUAAUAUCGGCGUGUCUGGUGGCGCACAUCGACUUUGGAGUCACAAAUGUUACAAGGCCAAAUUACAGCUGAAAAUUUUUUACUUGAUAUGUUUCAGCAUGUGUGCGCAGAAUACAAUAGUCAGUUGGGUUAGAAAUCAUCGGAUGCAUCAUAAGUACUGCGACACCAACGCCGAUCCUCACACUAUUACGCGAGGAUAUUUUUAUUCGCACGUCGGCUGGGUGAUGAUGGAGGAACAUCCAGAAUUCACGGAAAAAAGUAAAGUGCUCGAUUUAUCAGACGUUACGUCGGAUCCCGUUGUAGCCUUCGGCGAAAAAUACUUCAUGCCGCUUCAACUGUUCUUCGGCUUUAUCCUACCUUCGGUAAUACCCGUGUAUUUAUGGAACGAGACCUGGAGCAGAGCAAUUAUAUCACAAGUUUUCAUACGAUACAUGAUCACUUUGAACUCCGUGUGGACCAUCAACAGCAUCGCUCACAUAUGGGGCACCAGACCAUACGAUAAAACCAUUAAGCCAGCGAACAACGAUUUUGUCAAUUUCAUAACAGUGGGAGAGGGAUUUCACAACUACCAUCACGUGUUCCCGUGGGACUACAGAUCGUCCGAGACAGGAAACAAAAUGAAUUAUACCACGUUCUUUAUUGAAUUAUGUCAGAAAUUGGGAUUAGCUUACGAUUUGAAAUAUCCGUCUUUGGAUAUGAUAAAAAACACUGUGUUGAAAAAAGGCGACGGGAGUCAUCCGAUGAUGUCCGAAGUACCGCCACCGGAAUCGAAUUAAGAUAUAUCUGAAAAAAUAACGUAGAAAGUCUUGGUUAUUAUACUUAUCAGAUUAUACGUAUCAGAGGUUAGAGUUAGGUUAAAACACUGCAGGUCUUAAAAAAAUGUUGUUUGUGGUAAAAAAAAAUAUAUGUACAUGUAAAUUUGUGUACAAAUAUUGGUUUUAUUAUAU